CCCAACUUUGUGUUCGAUCUCCGAGCAACUUUUAUCUGAUUCAAAUUUACCAUUUUUUUGUAUAUAAUAUAUAAAUUUGUAGUCUUUAGUUUAAUACAGAUCCGUAUCAGAUCCCAAUUAUAAUAAAACCCUUUUGAUCUGAUCCACAUUUCGUAGCAAAGGCUAUUAUUUUAUUUUAUUUCCAGAGUUGAAUAAUGGAAGUGAAAGCUAGAGCUCCUGGGAAGAUCAUACUCGCAGGCGAACACGCGGUUGUCCAUGGAUCCACCGCAGUAGCUGCCGCCAUUGAUCUCUACACUUACGUUACUCUCCGCUUUCCUCUUCAAUCAGCUGAGAACAGUGAUAGGCUUACACUUCAGCUCAAGGACAUUUCCUUGGAGUUUUCCUGGUCCUUGGCCAGAAUCAAAGAAGCAAUUCCUUAUGAUUCAAGCACUUUGUGCCGUUCUACGCCGACUUCAUGUUCACAGGAGACCCUUAAAUCAAUUGCAGUUUUGGUCGAAGAGCAAAAUCUUCCAAAGGAAAAGAUCUGGCUCUCUUCUGGGAUCUCCACGUUUCUCUGGUUAUACACUAGAAUUAUAGGGUUCAAUCCGGCUACAGUAGUCAUUAACUCUGAGCUUCCAUACGGGUCUGGCCUCGGUUCAUCAGCAGCUUUAUGUGUAGCUCUCACAGCUGCUCUCCUCGCUUCUUCUAUUUCAGAUAAAACCUGUGGUAAUGGUUGGUCAUCUCUCGAUGAAACCAAUCUUGAGUUGCUAAAUAAAUGGGCUUUCGAAGGCGAAAAGAUCAUCCAUGGGAAACCUUCUGGGAUAGACAACACCGUCAGUGCAUACGGCAACAUGAUCAAGUUCUGCUCAGGCGAGAUAACUCGGUUACAAUCCAACAUGCCUCUGAGAAUGCUAAUUACCAACACUAGAGUUGGGCGGAACACAAAAGCUCUGGUCUCUGGUGUGUCACAGAGAGCGGCGAGACAUCCUGAUGCGAUGAAUUCGGUGUUCAACGCCGUGGAUUCUAUAAGCCAAGAGCUCGCUGCGAUCAUUCAAUCUAAAGACGAGACCUCAGUUACAGAGAAAGAAGAGAGUAUAAAAGAACUCAUGGAGAUGAACCAAGGUCUGCUCCAGUCAAUGGGGGUUAGCCACAGCUCGAUUGAGGCUGUGGUCCAAACCACGGUCAAGCACAAGCUUGUCUCCAAACUGACAGGAGCUGGUGGCGGCGGUUGCGUCCUCACUCUAUUACCAACCGGAACGGUGGUGGACAAAGUGGUGGAGGAGCUCGAAUCCAGCGGUUUUCAGUGCUUCACGGCGUCAAUUGGUGGUAACGGAGCUCAGAUUAGUUAUUGACCUGACUGGAAAAUCAUAUUUGGCCUCUCACCAUUUUUAAACUUGCUGACUUGUGUACUUCAAGAAGGCUGCAAAUUAGAACCCAAUUUGUCAAUUUUUCUUAUAACUGAUGUGUUAAAUGUAAAAUUGCUUUAUUACCAUGUGAAAAGUGAUUGAAAACAAGCAAAGAUUGUUUAGUUAAUUUUUGAAAUUGUUGAAUUUAAUGCAUUUAUGAUGGGAAAUAUGAAAUGACUGUUUUACU
Arabidopsis lyrata subsp. lyrata is the source of this 1572-nucleotide messenger RNA. RefSeq names its product mevalonate kinase. NCBI's taxonomy places the organism in Eukaryota, Viridiplantae, Streptophyta, Magnoliopsida, Brassicales, Brassicaceae. The coding region runs from base 195 to 1331 and encodes 378 amino acids. The record is from RefSeq and is a predicted model, not a curated record. The transcript is spliced from 6 exons. Gene Ontology annotation, biological process: isoprenoid biosynthetic process. Gene Ontology annotation, cellular component: cytoplasm. Gene Ontology annotation, molecular function: mevalonate kinase activity; ATP binding.